GUUGUUGUUGUGGGUAGAUUUAGAACAUUAUGGAACAUUAUUUGCGGGUUUACGUGGUUUUUGGUUGUUGUUGUGAGUGGUAGGUUUAGAACAUUAUUGGUGGGUUUGCGUGGUUUUUGGAACAUUUUUACGUGGUUUUUGGUUGUUGUUAUGGGUGGAUUUAGAACAUUAUUGAACAUUAUUGGUGGGUUUUCGUUGUUUUUGGUGGAUUUAGGUUGUCGUUUUUGGUAUCGUAGAUUUAUUGGCGGAAAACCUCAAAAACUUGCGGGUCAGCGGUUUUGGUGGAAGGAAGGAGAGGGAGGAUAA
This is a messenger RNA of Dentiscutata erythropus, 306 nucleotides long. NCBI's taxonomy places the organism in Eukaryota, Fungi, Glomeromycota, Glomeromycetes, Diversisporales, Gigasporaceae. The record is from the annotation of a GenBank genome assembly.